AUGGCGUCGGGUGUAAUCGCAUCGUUUCGUCGCAUGGUGACGUCGUGUAUAAUCGCACUGCUUCUAACGAGCACCGGCUGCUAUCAAGGUCCCGCAGUGGCAGCCGCGGUGGUAACCAUUCCAGGAACACCUUCGCCGAAGGUUUCGCCAAAGCUUUCCCUGAAGAUUCCGCCAAAGGUUCCGCCGAAGGUUCCGCCGCCUCUCCCCGCGGGGCGCAUCCCUGGCGGCGGAAACGUCGCGGCUGGGGGAAACUCCACGUGGCAGCCCAGCGAUUCGUGGCAGCCUGAGCUGACGCUACUCGCGAACAACUCGUACGGCGCGCGUUGCCUGGACGGCAGUCCCCCGGGGUACUACUUCCGCCCGGGUUCGGGGGAGGGCGCGGACGCGUGGCAUGUGCACCUGCCCAUGGGGGGGUGGUGCUUCAACCUCAGCACCUGCGCGGAUCGCGCCAAGACCUUCCUGGGUUCGUCCCGAGCCGACCUGCAAGAAGAGAACCCAUACCGCCAUGCGCGGUGGGGCUAUCAGGGCAUACUGAGCAGCAGGAAGAGCGUGAAUCCGCGCUUCUACAACUGGAACGUCGUCGUCCCCACCUACUGUGACGGAGGGGGGUUCUCGGGCAGGCGAGGGCCUGUGAGGGUGAAUGGUCGCAACGUUACUCUCUACUUGGAAGGAUGGAAGAUCAUGAAAGCCGUGCUGACUGACCUCCUCACCAACCGCGGCCUGCAUUCCGCCACCUCUCUGCUGCUCUCCGGGGCAUCAGCGGGAGGUCAAGCCGUGGUGACCUUCUGUGGCCUCCUCGCCAACUCAGUCGCCCACCCCUCUGCGGUCAAGUGCCUGCUGGACUCCGCCUUCUUCACUGCGCAACCACCUGCCAUGCGCUGGCGCUGCUUCUUCCCACAGUACACACUCGCCACUCCAUUCCUCUUUCUCUUCCCACAGUACACACUCGCCACUCCAUUCCUCUUUCUCUUCCCACAGUACGCACUCGCCUUUGUCACGCGCCGCCCGGUGUUCAUCGUUCAGCCGCUCUUUGACUUCACCAAUUCUCCCCAUUGCCCUCCUCUUCUUCCCGCAACUCACCCCAUCUCCCAUCCCCCAACUCAACCCCCCCGCCAAAAAGUGGCGCUGCUUCUUUCCCCUAAGUGGCGCUGCUUCUUCCCGCAGUACGCGCUCGCCUUUGUCACGCGCCGCCCGGUCUUCAUCGUGCAGCCGCUCUUUGACUUCCGCGCCCUCGUGCGCGGUAACCAGCUACCCGAGGACUACGGUUACGUCUUGAACUGCCUGCGCUCGCUCCUCUCCCUGCCCGUCCUCCCGGAGAAGAAAAAGAAUCCAAAGAUUUCUCGCCAAGCGUUUGACCUAGCAGCUGUGGAUGAGGGGGGAAGUGAGGAGGGACUGUUACAGGGUUGGAAGGAGAUUGAGGGAGACGGUUACACUACGUACUCCAUAUGGGCCGAAGCGAAUUUGCGAGAAGCAAAUGAAGCGGCAGCAAGCGGAGCAGCAUCAGACAAGGCGCUGUCAUCAAGAGGGGUAGCAAAUGUAGCGGCAGCGAGUGAGGCUGCAUUCGUAUUGCAGGCUGGGGUGAAUGCAACAAAAGGGCCAACAUCAUUCUGCAAGCCGGACGAGUUGGUGGCGAUAUUGACGGUGGCGAAUAAUGUUGCAAGCGAACCUUCGUAUUACUUCCGCCCAGGCGCCUCCCCUGCACCGCCCGUCAAGCGGACCUCUCCGCGCGCAGCCUCUUCGCCAAUAGCAGGCGGCCACGUGGCAGGCAGCGCCCAGUCCGCCAAUCGGCGGUGGUUCGCCAGCAGAAGCAGCGGGAUUACCACGGGGAAACCGAAUCAAUGGGCAUCGUCGUUGCCGGCGGGCGGCGCCGCGGAUCGAGCCACGUGGCAGCCAGCGCAAACGCCGGGGGGCGACCCGGAGAUAAAGAUUCACAUCCACCUGCCGGCGGGAGGGUGGUGCUUCAACGCGCAAGAGUGCCUUAAUCGCUCCUUGACCUUCCUGGGUUCCAGUGAGGGUUGGCCUACUAUCAUCCCCGAUGUGAGUUACCCCCCCUACCCCGCCCCCCCCCACCCCCCCUCCUCCCUCCCCCCGGCUUCCCCCUCCCCCUCUCAGCCCUCCCCGUCUCCCUCCUCGCCGUUUCCCCCCUUCCCCUAUACUCUCCUUUCGCCAACCCUUUCGUUCCCCGUCCCCCCACCUUCAACGUCCCUAAGUUGCGCCCCUCUCGUUCCCCCUUCCUCCCACCCCCUCUCGUCACAACUACUGCGCGCAUCCCCCUUUUCCCCACCCCCCCUCCCCCAUCCUUCCCCAGUCAGCCCCCAUGGGCGGCAUUCUGAGCGGCUUUCCGGACUUGAACCCUCCGUUCGCGGGUCAGCGCACAUCUCCUCUUCCCCCCCACUCCUUUCCGCUCCCCCCAUCCUCCCCCAGUCGGUUCCCAUGGGCGGGAUUCUGAACGACGAUCCGGAUGUGAACCCGCUAUUCGCGGACUGGCCCCUCGCGCGCAUCAACUACUGCGACGGCGGGGGCUUCGCGGGGCAGCGCGGGCGCAUCAACGUCACCAUCCCGGGCGCGCCUGUUAGGGGGAAGCAGGCGGGCGGGCAGGCAGGGGGGCAAGGGGGAAAGCAGGGGCGGGUGCUGGCGGGGAUGAAGCCCGGGCCUGGGGGACCGGGGGCAGGCGGGGGGAGCGGGGGGGCGGUGGGGGGGAGGCCGGGGGGGACGGUCGGGGGGAAGCCAGGGGGAUCGGCGGGGGGGAGGCAAAAGAUCGUACCUCUUUACAUGGAUGGGUGGAACGUCGUUCGGUCCAUCAUAGAUGACCUGAAGGCGAAGCGGGGCUUUAAUCUGGCCACAGAGGUUUUGCUCUCGGGCAGCUCAGCGGGCGGGCAGGCGACCAUCUACCUUUGUGACCGCGUGGCUGCUGCCUUCCCCACCGCCACCACCCGCUGCGUUGCAGACUCGGGCUAUUUUGUCAACUCCAUAGAUCGCAACGGCACGCGGCUGUGGGAGCGGCUGGCAAAGAGCAUCUCAACCACUCAGCAACUCAGCAACCCUGCCUGCCGCAAACGGACUCACGCGGAGUUAUCCGGGUUGGAGAAAAGCGCAGAACCUCUGCGAAAUAAGCAAGCAGCGGGUAACACUCCGGCCGGCAUUCCUAGACAGCGCCCCGAUGACGGCGAUAGACGGUGGCGUCCGGAGGGUGGGGGAAAAGAGGACGUAGCGCUGCGCGGGGGGAAGCGCGGACCGGGGGGGAUGCGGGCGGAGGACCGGGAGUUCCGCGUGCUGCCGCUAACGGUGAAAGCGAUGGCGGUGGCGAGCGCGUACCGCGUGGGUGAGAGCAGCUUCGUGGUAAUGGGGGAGUACCUCACACCCGUCUUGGCGCAUCAUCUGAAGCGCGCGCUCGUCGACGAGUGCGCGUGGGAGGGGGAAACCGACGACCACGCGGUGACUGCGGCAGAGUUUCUCUGGCUUCGAAAGGAGGACUACCACGGCACGCCGUGGGCGCCGGUGAUGAUUCGCUGCACGUUCGCGCGGCCCGUGGGGGGUGACAAUAACGGAGGGUCGUUGCUGCUCCGGCGACGGGGAACCGAGGAACCGAGGGCGAUUGUAAAGAAGUUCCCUUUGGUGAUUCAAGAGAUUGAAAUGGAGGUGCUUCGCGAGGAGCCGGGCGCGUUUGAGCUUAUAAAGCAGCCGCCAAUAUACGAGUUGGCGCACUGUAGCGGUCCCCUUUAUGGCCACCUGCGGCCCCGUGCCGUCUCUGAUUGGCUACACUACCACUCGCGCGCAGUUGGCGUACAACACUUCUUCCUCCACGAUUUCGGGGCUAUAAGCGGAGAUUACUCCACCACGUCAGAAGAUACCGCAGCAGGACCAGCAGCAACAGCAGGAGCAGCAGCAGGAGGAAGUGCAGCAAGCGGAGCAAGAGGAGGGAGCGGAGUGAGCAGGGUGGGCGGAGCGAGAGGAGCGGAGACUGGCGGAGAAGAGGAGCCGUCGUUGGCGGAGGCCGUGGCGCCGUUCGAGGCGCGAGGGCUGGUGACGGUGACGCGGCUGCUGGGGCACGAGCGGUUCCGGUCGCACUACUGGCACCAGAUACUGACCCAGAACGACUGCCUCUACCGCGCCCGCUACACCGCCAGAGCUUGGCAUCGGCAUGCAGGCACGCUGAGCAGCUGCACGCCCCUUCCCUGCACAACUUACGCAUAUCUUCUUUCAUAUCUUCACCCCUCCUUCGUUUCCCCACCCUCCCCCCCCCGUCCCCCCGGAUGGCUCAUCUUCGCUGACAUGGAUAUUCACUCCCUAACCUCUUCGCAAUCUGACCCAUCUGCACCCUUUCCCACCGCUCCUUCAUCCUCCCCCCACCCCCCCCCCGCAGUCUUCACGAACAUGUACGAGUAUCUUCCCUCCCUAACCUAA
This is a messenger RNA of Closterium sp. NIES-65, 4404 nucleotides long. The record is from the annotation of a GenBank genome assembly. Lineage: Eukaryota; Viridiplantae; Streptophyta; Zygnematophyceae; Desmidiales; Closteriaceae.